GGAUCGGAGAUGUUUUAGGAACUUUGUUCUCUUCAAUUCUUGUAAUUGUCGUAAAAGUACUGUUAGGAUAGUAUCAUAGUGAUACAUCGAACAGCCCUCUUCUUUUAAGAACAUGGCUCAAAGAUGGACUUUUGAGGCGCCAGUCAAUGUCACUGCAACUUCUUUGGUGAACCUUACGUGGGCUCCUCACACGUUCAAUAUCGCCAAAUAUGGAGAUUUCCCUCUAAAUCUAUGGCUUUUGCGCGCCGAUUCACAAGACAAUACAGUAGUUGAAGAUUAUGCACCUUUUCUUCUUGCUGGCAAUCAGGAUGUCUACAAUAAUUCUGUUCUAUGGACACCCACGGUCGAUGAUAUCGAUUUCAAUGUUUCCAACGCCGGAACACAUCAGCUGGCAUGGGAGCAUAGUUCAGAUAACACAAGCCUCAAUUCAUCAAGCACAAAAUUUGAGGGGUGGUCAAGGGGAUUCCAUAUCAUGUCGCCGGUCUCUUCGAGCACCUCUUCAACAUCAUCCCCCACCCCAUCAUCGACCUCAUCAAGUUCAGCAUUUUUAACAACCUCAGUAACCUCAGCAACCUCAAACAUCCCAAUAACAACAGCCACCUCCCAAGAACCCACCCAACAAACUGCCUCACCAACUGGACCUAGCAGCGCCCUUACUAUCGGCCUAGUGAUUGGAAUCGGAAUCCUUCUAAUAAUAUUCAUUGCCGCUUCAUUUUGGGGGUUACGAAAAUAUCGUCGAGCGAAGAAAGAUUCAUCGCUCGGACUACUAGAAAAAUCCCCGGGCUCUCCAUCAGCAUCAAAUUCAACAAUGUCUUACAACUCACCAUCCCACUCGGUGCCGAUGUCGAUGCCACACGAAUACUACGCUCCAUCUGCAAACCCAAUGCCAGUAACUAGUGCCGAAUUAAAUUCAUACGCAACUUCGUAUUCAAUCCCCUCGCCAGCACGUGACAGAACAAUGGAUGAAUUCUCGCCAGGAAAUGUCAAGCCAGCAGAAUUGCCCGAUAACGUUAAGCGGGCUGAGUUAUAAUGUGUAAAGCAGUAUUAUCUGUUUAAUUUUGGACAAUUAAUGGCAGAGAUGGUCAACAAUAUACAAAUAAUUUGGAAACAUGACCGAAAUGGUAAAUCAGCA
This is a messenger RNA of Botrytis cinerea B05.10, 1132 nucleotides long. RefSeq lists its product as hypothetical. Bases 113 to 1030 code for a protein of 305 amino acids. The transcript has 2 exons. The record is from RefSeq and is a predicted model, not a curated record. NCBI's taxonomy places the organism in Eukaryota, Fungi, Ascomycota, Leotiomycetes, Helotiales, Sclerotiniaceae.